Molecule: messenger RNA, 2633 nt
Organism: Amphimedon queenslandica
Lineage: Eukaryota; Metazoa; Porifera; Demospongiae; Haplosclerida; Niphatidae
Product: disintegrin and metalloproteinase domain-containing protein 10-like
Exons: 13
Coding region: 96-2513 (805 amino acids)
Biological process (GO): membrane protein ectodomain proteolysis; Notch signaling pathway
Cellular component (GO): plasma membrane
Molecular function (GO): metalloendopeptidase activity
Source: RefSeq, a predicted model, not a curated record
GAAAUAAGCUGAUAAUGUAAUUAAAAUUGAAAUCAGUUAACUGCAAAGCAGCUGCUGGGAGGGUCUCUUUCUUCUAUUCCUCACUGUCCUCCAUUAUGAGACUAAACCGCUUGCUUUUGAUAGUCUUUGGGUCUUUAUUAGUGUCCAUUGCUGGAGCAGACAGAUCAGAUCCACUCCUCACUCGGCUGAGCUAUUAUGAGCCGUUGAGCUAUUCUACUCAUCACUUGAAGACUGGGCACCUUAUGAUAAAGAGGAGAAGUGUACCUGAUGAUAAUAAACUACACUUUACAAUCACUGCAUACAACAGUACAUUCAAUCUUCUUCUCUGGCCCAGUUCUGAUGUAUUCUCUCCUAAUGUUGAGUUUAAUGUUCAUCAGGAAAAUGGCGACAUAAAACCAUCCAAUUAUGAUCCAAGCACAUUUUAUAAAGGAAUCAUAAAAGGUCAGCCCCUCUCAAGUGUCCAUGGUCAUAUUCAUGAUGGGGUCUUUGAUGGUGAGGUAAGGACAGCCGCUGGUACUACCUAUCACAUUGAACACAUCAUGAAGUAUCCUGGAGUCACUCAGCAUGUACCAGCUGGUACUCACUCGCUGAUCUAUUCUGAUGAACACAUGAUUGUACCUAAGUCAACCUGUGCUUUGAAGAAGGUCCUCUUUGAUAAACUUCAGUCUAUUCAAGCAACAGGAGAGCCAAUACAUAAGAAACCACGCCCACUAACUGACGAUGAAUAUUAUGAAAAUGAACGAGUGAAGAGAAACUCAAAGAAGGUGAAUACGGCGAGUGGAGGAAGGUUCUGUCAGAUAUUUGUGGCAGUGGAUCAUUUGUUCUUACAACAUGUGGUGGGAGGCUCAGAAACAAUGGCUAUAUCAGAAGUGACUACAAUAUUCUCAAGUUCUCAGAAUAUAUUUCAAACUACAGACUUUGAUUCAAAUGGACAGUUUGAUGGCAUUACCCCUCAACUGGUCCGUACUGAUAUUCUCAAUCGUGAUUCUUACAAUGGGAAGUUCAGGAGUGAUAACAUUGAUGUUAAUAGAUACCUCAACCUUUGGUCCGAGAUUGACCAUUCUACCUACUGUCUGGCGCUAUUAGUGACCUACCGUGAUUUCAGUGAUGGUGUAUUAGGUUUGGCAUGGGUAGCUCAGCCCCCCGGGGGUUCUUCAGGGGGUAUUUGUGAGGGACGGGUCCGACUCUCAAUUGGAGAGAGAUCAUUAAACACUGCCAUAGCUUCUUACCUCAACUACGGUGCUAGGCAACCAAGGGGUGUGGUCACUAUCACUGUGGCUCAUGAGUUUGGACACAACUUUGGAUCACCCCAUGAUCCAGAGUCCAGUCAGUGUUCUCCUGGUGGUUCAGGAGGUAAUUACAUCAUGUAUCCUAGAGCUACUGACGGGAGACAGGACAAUAAUGACCGAUUCUCUCCUUGUUCAAUAAACUCAAUAUACGCUGUACUGACCACCAAAUCAACAUGUUUCACUAAUGAUGGUGCAUUUUGUGGUAAUGCUAUACGUGAGCUAGGGGAGAGGUGUGAUUGUGGUAUUGGAGAUCAAACUGAUUGCAAUAGAGUGGACCCGUGCUGUACUGCUGGUGAAUGCACACUCAAUCCUAAUGCAGAAUGCAGUGCAACUGAUGGUUGUUGUGUCAGUUGUCAGAAUGCCACUGCUGGGUAUGUGUGCAGUGAAGAGACGGAGUGUGCUGCUGAGUCAUUGUGUACUGGUAACUCAUCAACCUGCCCCGAACCAUACUACAGGAACAUUCCUUGUAAUGGAGGGACCAGGUUCUGUGAGGAGGGACAGUGUACAGGGUCAGUAUGUAGGACCAUAGGCCUAGUGGAGUGCCAGUGCACUGAUUCUGAUAAAUUGUGUCAAGUUUGUUGCAUCACUAAUGACACUGACACCUGCACAUCAACCUUUGAACUAUCAUCUGCUGGAGUCCUCAGUGUCCCUGGCCAGUACAGGGACAGUGGUAGGUCUUGUAAUCAGUUUCGAGGAUACUGCAGUGACAGCAACCCACCAACGUGUAUUGGGGUGGAUAAUGAACGGACACUGAAUGAUCUACUGGAUAUAUUCACCCUUGAGACACUCAACAAUGUAAUAAACUGGCUCAAGUCCUACUGGUGGAUACCAAUAAUAGUCAUUAUUGUCAUCAUCAUCAUCAUUGUGCUCCUUCAUGUCACCUACCGGAAGAGGAAGCCUCUUAAGAAAGCUGCAAGGAGAGCUAGUUCUACUGUUAGGAGAAUGAGUCAGUCUGGAGGUGAAGAGAGACCAGCCAGAAGAGGAGGAGGAGGAGAGAGAGGAGGGGGAGAGAGAGGAGGGGGAGGGGGAGCAGGAGAAAGAGGGAGAGGCAGACAACCAGGGACUGAAAUGAGAGAGAUAUUACAGAGAUUAAAGAAGUUCUUUCCAAGAGGUGAUGUUGAUCUUAUAGUUCAAGUCCUUCGAGCUGAGAGAACUGAAGUGAAAGCUGUUGAGAAACUACUGACUCUAGGCUAUAAGAUGAAGAAAGUUCCCAUGCCUCGUUAAUUAACAAUAAUUAAUUAGUAAUACAUGAAUAAUUAAUUAGUUUAUAUCUUUGUUCACUCGUGUCUGCCGUUCCAUUGUAAUAUUUUUAAUUAAUUUUAAUUAAAUUGUUAUUGGUCAAAA